Cuculus canorus (common cuckoo) is the source of this 2330-nucleotide messenger RNA. It is a transcript of the gene GOLPH3L, whose product is annotated as golgi phosphoprotein 3 like. The transcript is spliced from 5 exons. Gene Ontology annotation, molecular function: phosphatidylinositol-4-phosphate binding. Bases 321 to 1178 code for a protein of 285 amino acids. NCBI's taxonomy places the organism in Eukaryota, Metazoa, Chordata, Aves, Cuculiformes, Cuculidae. Gene Ontology annotation, biological process: retrograde vesicle-mediated transport, Golgi to endoplasmic reticulum; Golgi organization; Golgi to plasma membrane protein transport. Gene Ontology annotation, cellular component: cytosol; Golgi cisterna; trans-Golgi network. The record is from RefSeq and is a predicted model, not a curated record.
GGCGUCCUAUCCCUGUACCCCAUUGCCGUCCCUGUCUCCGUUCCUGUCCCCCAUCCCCAACCCCUUGCCCGUUCUUGUCCUCGUCCCCAUCUCUGUCUCCUUCCCCAUACCCCAUCCCUAUUUCCAUCCUUGUUCUCCAUCCCUGUCCUUGACCAUGACCCACAUCUCCCCUCUGCUCCAUAAAUGAGCAGUUGCCUUCUCAAGCUCAUCGUUGGUUUGGGACCACUGCGCCUGUACCACCACUCCAGUGGCUCUUGCACACCCGUCUCAGAAAGGAAACAAGGUGACCUCGUUCCUCUGCUGCCCAGCCAGAGAGGGCAAUGACAACGCUAACGCACCGAGGACGGCGUGCUGAGGCGGGAAGGAGCUUGAACAAGAAGCCAAGCAGUGAGGAAGAUGCAGACAGACGCCUGAAUGACGAUGAUCCUGAUGACUCCAAAGAUGUCCGCCUCACACUCAUGGAGGAGGUGCUGCUUCUGGGGCUGAAGGACAAGGAGGGCUACACCUCCUUCUGGAAUGACUGCAUCUCCUCAGGCCUGCGGGGUGGCAUCCUCAUUGAGCUGGCUCUGCGUGGCCGCAUCCGCCUGGAGCCGCUCUCCAUCAGGAAGAAGAGGCUGCUGGAGAGGAAGGUGAAGGUGGUCUUGACGUCGGACGUGCCAACUGGUGACGUCUUGCUGGAUGAGACCCUUCGACACAUCAAGGCUACGGAGUCUUCUGAAACGGUGCAGACCUGGAUCGAGCUGCUCACCGGAGAAACCUGGAACCCCUUCAAGCUGCAGUACCAGCUGAGGAACGUGCGGGAGCGCAUCGCCAAGGCGCUGGUGGAGAAGGGCAUCCUCACCACGGAGAAGCAGAACUUCCUGCUCUUCGACAUGACCACCCACCCCAUCAGCAACACCACUGAGAAGCAGCGCUUGGUGAAGAAGCUCCAGGAGAGCAUGCUGGAGCGGUGGGUGAAUGACCCCCACCGUAUGGACCGCAGGACGCUGGCUCUCCUGGUGCUGGCGCACUCCUCGGACGUGCUGGAGAAUGUUUUUGCCAGCCUGGCAGACGACAAGUACGAUGUGGCCAUGAACAGGACCAAGGACCUCCUCGAUAUGGACCCUGAAGUGGAAGCCACCAAAGCCAGGGGUGCAGAGAUGAUCUGGGCUGUCCUGGCAGCCUUCAAUAAGUCCUAAAAAGCCCCUGAACCCCCCAACAAACCAGGUGGGGGACCUGCGAUAUUUGGGUGGGGAGUCCCUGCAGCAGCGCGUGGGCUCAGCUCAAAGGACUCGGAGGGUUUCGCUCUGCCCCAGGUGGCAUUGGGGGAUCCGAGCCCACCACGAGGGCAGGUUUUCCACUCCUCCAAAGGUGGGUGUCUCUGCGGAGGGAUGCCAGCGGCUCUUGGCUCCCCUCCCAGCACUCCUUGCUUGUCUGUCCGGCUGCCCCCGGCUCCGUUCACGAGGCAGUGCGGAUUCCCCUGUGGAGCAACUGCCAGUGGUGGGGAGCGGGCUAGGGGCUGGCUUGGAGGUGUCCAGUGGCUGGGAGCACCCAGGAUUGCAGCGGGCAGAGGGCUGGUUUGCGGGUGCCCAGUAACUGAAGAGACCCCAACCAUGGCUGGUGGUGGGGAGCAGGCAGGGGGCUGGUUUUGGGGUGUCUGGUAGCUGGGAGCACCUGGUGGUGGGGACUGGGCAGGAGGCUGGUUUUAGGGGUGUCUGGGAGCACCUGGUGGUGGGGACUGGGCAGGAGGCUGGUUUUGGGGUGUCUGGGAGCACCUGGUGGUGGGGACUGGGCAGGAGGCUGGUUUUGGGGUGUCUGGGAGCACCUGGUAGUGGGGACUGGGCAAGAGGCUGGUUUCGGGGUGUCUGGGAGUGCCUGGUAGUAGGGACUGGGCAGGAGGCUGGUUUUAGGGGUGUCUGGGAGCACCUGGUGGUGCGGACUGGGCAAGAGGCUGGUUUUGGGGUGUCUGGGAGCACCUGGUGGUGCGGACUGGGCAGGAGGCUGAUUUCGGGGUGCCUGGGAGCACCUGGUAGUAGGGACUGGGCAGGGGCUGUUUUGGGGGUGUCUAGUGGCUGGGAGCGCCCAGGUUUGGAGCAGGCAGAGGUCUGGUUUGGGGGUGUCUGGGAGCACGUGGUGGUGGGGACUGGGCAGGAGGCUGGUUUGGGGGUGCCUGGGAGCACCCAGAGGUGGGAUACAGGCAGGGGCUGGUUUGGGGGUGUCUGGUGUCCGGGACAGCCCAAAGCCCUCAGCACAUGCGGAGCCACUCUGUGAAGAUGGGGGGCCCUGCCUGCCCCUGCACUCCCUCUCUCUCACUGCUAAAAGGCCAAAUUAAUCAUAGAUUUUUAUUUCCA